This is a messenger RNA of Nothobranchius furzeri (turquoise killifish), 6784 nucleotides long. It is a transcript of the gene xkr7a, whose product is annotated as XK related 7a. NCBI's taxonomy places the organism in Eukaryota, Metazoa, Chordata, Actinopteri, Cyprinodontiformes, Nothobranchiidae. The record is from RefSeq and is a predicted model, not a curated record. Gene Ontology annotation, cellular component: plasma membrane. Gene Ontology annotation, biological process: phosphatidylserine exposure on apoptotic cell surface; engulfment of apoptotic cell; apoptotic process involved in development.
UGUCCACAAGAGGCUUGGGGGUAAAACCAAAAAAACAUAACCAUUGGUGCCACCCCUGCACAAAGUUGUGCCUCACCUGGGCCACCCCAUUUUAAAAGAUCUGGACACGCCACUGGAUCAGGUCUCUGGACUGGUGUCGGCUGAGGAGUACCGAACCAAUGAGGGAAGCAGAAGAGAAAGGGGAACCUCAGAUUCCCAGGCGCAGGAUGGGUGGGAAGUUAAAAAAAGAAUAGAAACUAUGAUUCACUCUGACCGUUGCAAGAUAAAAGGAGGAACUGAGUAUGUUUAUCGUGUAAUUCUGUUAAAUCCAUGUUCUGCUGGAAUCCGUGAUGGCAGGAUGACUGGGCCGCUUCAGCUCCUGUGGGAUUGUUUUCAGUUUCUCUUUGCCUAAAGCAGGAGAAAGUGUCCUGUCGCUCUUGAGAAAUGGGUCAAGUACAAGGUGUUGGCUUGGUCCCAGUCCAGUAGAUCGCCUAGUCCACCUCCACACCUUGGUACCAGAAUCCAGAGCUCUGUCAGGGUAUCAGCGGGUCCUUAAAAAGUCUUAAAAAGUCUUAAAUUUGCUUUUCCAAAUUUAAGGCCUUAAAAAUCCUUAAAAAUGACAAAUAAUUAAAUAGUUUCCAAAAGUCUUAAAUUACCAAAGACCCAAUAAACAAGAUUCUUUUAUUUCUAUAACAUUUUCGUGAAUUUCUAGUUAGUGUUCAGCAUUUUUUGUGUAUGGUAUUGGCGUAAGCGGAACCGUACACGUUCGGUUGGCAGAGCCGUGUCCAGGACUUUUAAAAUGGGGUGGCCCAUGCGGGGCACUUGUUUAUUCAUGGGUGGCACCAAUGGUUAUGCUUAUUUAUUUAUUUACACAAAUCAUUUACUGGUGGUCAGAGGGGCCGACGGCGCCAAACGGCAGCCUCGCCUCUGUCAGACCUCCCCAGGGCGGCUGUGGCUACAAGUAGCUUACCAUCACUAGCAGUGUGUGAAUGUGAGAGUGUGUGAAAGCGUCUUUGGGUGUCUAGAAAAGCGCUAUAUAAGUUCAAUGCAUUAUUAUUAUUAUUAUUUAUUUAUUUAUUUACUUUCUAUUGAAUUUUUGAGUUUCACAUUGCACAGUCACCAUUUUUUUCCCUCUUCAUCUUCUAGUUUUGUGGUGGUUAGCAAGUCACUUCUUGUUGCAUUACUGCCACCAACUGGAGUUGAGUAGGACUGAUUUAACACACAUACUAUAUAUGUGAAUAUGAAAAAAUAUUAAAUAAUAUUAAUACUACAGAAAUGUUCUGUAGGCCUGGGCUAGAAAACAAGGUGAAAGGUGCAUGCUACCACACACUAUUUUGGAGUUUACAACCCAAGCUUUUUGUCGACAAUGUAGUCAAUUUAAACUGGAACUUAGUGGGGUGGCACCUGGGGUGGCCAAUCAGAUUCUAAGGGUGGCAUGUGCUACCCCAGGCCACUCCCUGGAGACGCCCCUGUCGGUUGGUUGUGAAAGGGGGCUAUUUUUAGAUGAGCACGUUAAGCUAGUGGGAGUUUGCGCCAUGGGGAAGUGCAACAUUAAUGGUAACUGGAUGGCUAAUCCCACGUUCACGACACGGUUAGCACCGGUUCCAGGCAAUAGCUGGAAAUUAUAGCUUAAAUUUAAUUUAAAAAAUAGCUUAAAUUUGGUCCAAGUGGCCUUUAAAAUGGUCUUAAAAAGUCUUAAAUUUGGCUCCCUUGAACCUGCAGAUACCCUGUCUGUGCAUCACUGAAGUUUAGUCUUAUUUUGAAUUUCACUUAAUACAAACCCUCUUUAGACCAUUUAUUCAGAUUUGAAAUUCAGGUUAGUUAAUAUUGUAUCAUACAUAUGUAGGUUAAUGUUCUAUAACGAGGAACAAAAGAAGCAUUUCAGAUGUUUCAUCCAAAACGUUUGUUCACAUCAGAUUUAUUUUAGACCCCUAACCCAACCCCUGUUGUAACAGCAGUAACAAAAUAAUGGUGUGUGAUUAAUCAUUAAAGAUGCAGUGUGUAAGAAUAUAGCGAAAAUUUUACAGUGAGAAAAUCCCAAAAGAGUAAUGUUUCUGUCAUUCUGGAAGGAAGGUAAUACUGAAACAUAUUUUGUAUCCAGCUGCAAAGGAAGGAGGGACGUAUCUGCUGUUUACCAUCAGUGAGUGUGGGGGUGCCGUGUCUCGUGCUAGCUAUUACUGCAGCAAUAUGACGACGGCCGGUGUUCUGUGCUUACUCAUCGAAUAGUCUUAACGCAGCAUGUUACGACACUUUAGCUCUUGUUUACAAUAUAGUAACACGCUUAUUAAACACGGUUUAUUUUAAAUGGGUGAUAUUACUCAAAAAUAAAGAACUAGUAUAGUUAUUAGCAAAAUUAUACAGUGUCGUGAUUUAUUUAUGAAAAAGACCGUGUUUGUCAUGAUUCCGUGACUGAUGGUAAACAAUGGGAGAAAUUUCUUGUUUACAGUAUAAUAACAAUAUUUUACGAGCUAACUUGUCAGGUGAACAUACAACAAGCAGUAAUAUAACAACUUCCAGAGUUAGUUCAUCUCUUCAGGUAAACAGCCUGUGAUGUAGUAAUCGGUCUGCUCAUGCGCAGUUCCCCAAAGUACACAUCACGAGUAGAACGGAACACCGGCAAAAGGCUCCAAAGGUGUUUGAAGUGGUUGCAGUUACCAGAUUUUAUCACAAGGUGUCAUUUAAACUUAAUUUCUACAGAAUGCACCUUUAAUGCACGAUUUUAAUAGAAAAUAAAUCCUCUGCAUAUUUUGCUGAGUUUUAUCUUUAACCCUCUGAUGCAUGAAUUAUGAAAUCUUCAACCAUGAUUUUUUUAAACAAUUUUUUUCAUUCAUCUUUAGGUGUGAAUGAAACAAAUUUCAACAAAUAUUUUUUGUAACUUUUGUUAAUUUACAAAUAAUUUAUUACAUGUGCACCUCAGUGGACAGCGUGCAUUCUGAACAUGAAACAUGUUGGCUUGGUUUACUGAAGUCCAAAUGGAGGGGCUCAAAUGCAAUAAAGUCUUCAACAGCUGUGCUUAAUAGCAAAAACAAAUAACAAUUUUGAGUACCUGUCCACUGUAGUGACCAUUAUGCAUCAAUUGGUUAAAUUUUUACCAAGUUGCUUCAGAUACAUGUAAACAUGGAGUCGUUUUUCUGCAAAAAUGUUGAUUUGGCAUUGUAGCAUGAGACCACUUCUGCAGCUUUGGGUCUCCAAAUUGAAUUUCUGUGCAUGAAAACCUCGGACUGAUCAGCGGAGGUGGCUCCCCAUCUCCCUCGCCAAUCCUAGGCCUCCCCCUCCCCCCCCUCACACGCAGGAGCACAGACCGACAGGCUACUCGACCCCUCCCCCCUGCUUCCAUCAUUUUCCCAUCUCUUACGCUCUUCCCUACAACAAACAUGGCCGCGAAAUCCGAUGGUGCUCCUGGCUUUCCACGAAACGAAAUUCCACCCGAGUGUCCGGCCCGGGCGGAGCCGCGGGCCCCGGAGCGCUGUGCCAGCGUGCAGCGGUACACCCUACAGGACUUCUGCUGGACGCUGUGCGCCCUGCUGGUCUUCUUCUCGGACGGGGCCUCAGACCUGUGGCUGGCUGCCGACUACUACCUGCGGGAGAAGUACUGGUGUUUUGCUCUCACUCUGGUCUUUGUGAUAAUCCCGUCCGUGGUCGUGCAGGUGUUGAGUUUCCGAUGGUUCGCCUACGAUUUCUCAGAGACCGUGGAGAGCAGCACGGCUGCGGCUGCCGUGGUGGCCGAGUCCGGGGCGGAGGAAAGCCACUUCAGCACCAAGGACAGCGGCGAGUGGGGCGCUGGCCGGGCUGCCGCGGCCGGGGUGCUGCCGGGGCCGGCCUCAGGGGGAGGCGUCCGGGGCUGCUGCAGAGCCUUCAUGUGGCUCUUUCAAGGCGUUAUUCACAUCUUUCAGCUGGCGCAGGUCUGGAGGUACGUCCACGCUCUGUAUCUGGGGGUGCAGAGCCGAUGGCAUGGAGACCCAGAGCGGCGUCACUACUACUGGCGCAUGAUGUUUGAGAAUGCAGACAUCAGCAUGCUGCGUCUGCUCGAGUCCUUCCUGAAGAGCGCCCCUCAGCUGGUGCUUCAGCUCAGCAUCAUGGUCCACGCCAGAGAUGUGCUGCCCCUUCAGGGGUUUUCAGCUUCUGCCUCACUGAUAUCCCUCGCCUGGAUGAUCUCCUCCUAUCAGAAAGUCCUGAGAGACUCCCGGGACGAUAAGCUACCCAUGACCUACAAGGCCGUCAUAGUUCAAAUUCUGUGGCACCUGUUCACCAUCGGAGCUCGAGCCCUGGCCUUCGCCCUGUUCGCCUCUGUGUUCCACCUUUACUUUGGCAUCUUCAUCGUGGCCCACUGGUGCAUCAUGACCUUUUGGAUCAUUCAAGGUGAAACGGACUUCUGCAUGUCCAAGUGGGAGGAGAUCAUCUACAACAUGAUGGUGGGCAUUGUGUAUGUUUUCUGCUGGUUCAGUGUCAGAGAGGGGCGCACUCACUGCAGGAUGCUCAUCUACAGUCUGACUGUGUUUGUUGAGAAUGUGGCGCUCACGACUGCCUGGUACGUGUACCGUGGCACCGCUGAUCACCAUGGCAUCUCGGACUUCUAUGCAGUCAUUUUGAUGUGUGUGGUGGCCAGCAGCUACGCUCUGGGCACCUUCCUCAUGUUUGUGUACUACUGUCUGCUGCACCCUGAUGGUGCAGUCACAGGGUGGAAUUAUAUAGGGGAGAAGGAGUUGCCUGUGGAGGUGCUGGUCUCCCCGGCUUCCAGCCUCCCCCCUGAUCUGGUGAGCAGCCCACCCAGGACCCUCCAGAGAACUAAAGGGUUGGACAGGGAGCAGGGUCCUGGGGUAGAUGGUGACGUGUUCAAGGUACGGCCUCCCAGGGGAGCUAAGCCCCCAGUGCCCAACCUCAAACCCAGGACAGAGGGGCCUGUAAUUCGAAUAGAUCUACCCAGGAAGAAAUACCCUGCGUGGGACGCGCACUUCAUCGAUCGCCGCUUGCGUAAGACCAUCCUGGUGCUGGAGAUUGCUGCCCCAAUCACACCCAGGAUUCAGUACCGCUGCCUGAGCACAGCCAAAGAAGUGAUGGAGUACGAGACCACCGUGUGAUGCGCUGAAGGAGCACACAGCUUGCUGCUGCGAUGACAUCCUGCCUUAAAUGAAGAUGGCAGGUGGACGGUUCUAGCUGCGAAGUCUGCUUCAGCUCCGCACUCACUUCUGUGCUGCCAGGUGCUACACACACACACACACACACACACACACGGGGUGGGGGGUGGGGGGCAAAGAGAUGGCUGAAGCUUGAUGUCUUUAUGUUCUAAAAAUAAAAUCCUGUAGUUUUGUGUAGCGAUGGUGCAUACUUUGGUUUCUGUAUUAAUUCUCAGGUCAUGAUGUGACACAGGAGGUGAACGUAGAAGCACAGCCAGGCAGAGAAGUGGAGCUGUUAUCUGUCAGAAACAGAACGGCCUCCUCGCUGAGGGUGCAUCAGCACCUCCUCUGCGGGAGGCCGAGAUCGGAGACAAGCCUUCAACGUGCAUGAUUAUUUGUGGCAGCUAGAGGACAGCACAGUGUGUGGGCGGGGGCGCCGCAUAAGUUAAUCUAGCAAACAAUCCACGAGAAACACAGCACAGGGGAGUUAUUGCCAUGUUUUUGUAUUUUUAUUUUCCAUAACUUUUGCUGAGGGAGACUCUGAAAAUGUUGCUUUAAAUCUGAAGCGUUGAAGUUGAAUGUAAAAACGGUUGACUGUGAUUAUCUGCACCAAGGCUUUGUGUGAUUUAUAACAUUCCUGUGGACUUUUUUUGUCAUUGAGCUGCGAUGAAGAGAAAUUUGGGUUUACGGUCUGUAAUUCUUUUUGUCAUGCCGUCAUAUCAAAAAGAUGCACCUCCCUUUCGAAUGCACUGAACAUUGGAUAAAUGGUGACUUUAAUCACAUUUACAGGAUGGAAAUUCUCACUUUCUGUAUCCAAAGCAGCAAAAGCAACAGGACAAAUAUAGUUUUAACAUGUAAAUGACUGUACAGUGAAGAGGAAGUCUAAGUGGGACAGCACUGUUUGUUGUUGUACUGUGUGCAUAUGUCGUUGUCAUCUAAACAAAUGUAGAAAAAAUAACAGUUGCAGACCCUAAAGGAGCUUUGAUCUUAUUGGUGAAACAGGCAUGAGGUACAUUUAGUAACAAUGAAUUACAAGUCUGUGUUUUUUUUAUUCCUGCUAAAUAUUCCUAUAUUUAUAUUUGCUCAAACAAAGCUUUGAAAAUAGAAAACCUGUUUGUGCUGAUUUUAAAAUUCAUUUUUUAUUCAUUUGCGAAACAGAAUGCCUGUAGACUUAACAAACAAGACUUUUUUACACAAUCAAGCUGCUUUAUAAGAAAUGUCGGCAGCUUGUUUCCUUUAUCGAGGUUGCUUUUAUAUGGUGUUAUCAGAAAAGGAGCAUUUCUGAAGUGUGUGUUUGUGUUUCUGUGUGUAUGUGAGCUACACACUGGGGGAGACGGGGGAGGGUUGAUUUAAAAUUGUCACGAUGAGAUGACAGAUUUCUUGUAAAUUCUGUUCAUUCAGUUUGUUUUCUCUGACGACUCUGAAACCGAUCCGCAGCCCAAGAGCACCUUUGCCAUCCUUCUCACUAGUAAAGAAGCCAUCCAGGCUUUGGUCACGGUGCUAACUGUCUGAGUCCGUUAUCCCUACCAUGAGCUCGCUGGCGCAGGACUCGACUGCGGCUGUACCUCAAACACAAAGCUAGAAUCGAAAGCCUUAAGCUGGUUUUACCAGACUGUUGCUGAUCAACAAGAAAGUGAAGACAAUUAUUUUAUGUUGUUGUUGGUAAAAUAAAGAACAGUGUGUUUACCUGA